Molecule: messenger RNA, 4043 nt
Organism: Echinops telfairi (small Madagascar hedgehog)
Lineage: Eukaryota; Metazoa; Chordata; Mammalia; Afrosoricida; Tenrecidae
Gene: ITGA7
Product: integrin subunit alpha 7
Exons: 26
Coding region: 18-3554 (1178 amino acids)
Biological process (GO): integrin-mediated signaling pathway; cell-matrix adhesion; cell adhesion mediated by integrin
Cellular component (GO): integrin complex; external side of plasma membrane
Molecular function (GO): integrin binding
Source: RefSeq, a predicted model, not a curated record
CGCGCGGCUUCCCCCCCAUGGCUGGAAGCGGGGGCCACGGUCUCCGGGGGGCCUCUGGGCUUUGCUACCUUCUUGGCUCCCUGAUGGCUGGACUGCUCUGCCCGGAGACUGUUGCCUUCAAUCUGGACGUGAUGGGCGCCCUACGCAAGGAGGGAGAGCCGGGCAGCCUCUUUGGCUUCUCCGUGGCCCUGCAUAGGCAGUUGCACCCUCGACCCCAGAGCUGGCUGCUGGUGGGUGCUCCUCAGGCCCUGGCCCUGCCUGGGCAGCAGGCUAAUCGCACUGGAGGCCUCUUCGCCUGCCCCCUGAGCCUGGAGGAGACAGACUGUUACAGAGUGGACAUCGACCGGGGAGUGGAUGUGCAGAAGGAGAGCAAGGAGAACCAGUGGCUGGGAGUCAGUGUUCGGAGCCAGGGGCCUGGGGGCAAGAUUGUGACCUGUGCACAUCGGUACGAGGCUCGGCAGCGAGUGGACCAGGUCCUGGAGACGCGUGAUGUGAUCGGUCGCUGCUUUGUGCUCAGCCAGGACCUGGCCAUCCGGGAUGAGCUGGAUGGUGGGGAGUGGAAGUUCUGUGAGGGGCGCCCCCAGGGCCAUGACCAGUUUGGGUUCUGCCAGCAGGGCACUGCUGCCGCCUUCUCCCCCGACAACCACUACGUCCUCUUUGGGGCCCCGGGAACUUAUAACUGGAAGGGCACGGCCAGGGUGGAGCUCUGUGCGCAGGGCUCAGCGGACCUGGCCCACCUGGACGACGGGCCCUACGAGGCGGGGGGCGAGAAGGAUCAGGACCCCCGCCUCAUCCCGGUCCCUGCCAACAGCUACUUUGGGUUGCUCUUUGUGACCAACAUUGAUAGCUCAGACCCUGACCAGCUGGUGUAUAGAACUUUGGACCCUGCUGACCGUCUUCCAGGACCAGUCGGAGACUUGGCCCUGAAUAGCUACUUAGGUUUCUCCAUCGACUCGGGGAAGGGGCUGGUGCGUGCGGAGGAGCUGAGCUUUGUGGCGGGGGCGCCCCGAGCCAAUCACAAGGGUGCCGUGGUCAUUCUGCGCAAGGACAGUGCCAGCCGCUUGGUCCCCGAAGUUGUACUGUCUGGGGAGCGCCUGACCUCUGGCUUUGGCUACUCGCUGGCUGUGGCCGAUUUCAACAACGAUGGCUCUCCAGACCUGGUAGUAGGGGCCCCCUACUUCUUUGAACGCCAAGAAGAGCUGGGUGGUGCUGUGUAUGUCUACAUGAACCAGGGGGGUCACUGGGCUGACCUCGCCCCUCUCCGCCUCUUCGGCUCCCCGGACUCCAUGUUUGGGAUCAGUGUGACUGUCCUCGGGGACCUCAACCAGGAUGGCUUCCCAGAUCUCGCUGUCGGUGCUCCCUUCGAUGGGGCCGGGAAAGUCUUCAUCUACCACGGGAGCAGCCUGGGAGUGGUCCUCACACCUUCGCAGGUGCUGGAGGGCGAGGCCGUGGGCAUCAGGAGCUUUGGCUACUCCCUGUCUGGCGGCCUGGAUGUGGACGGGAACCACUACCCUGACCUGCUGGUGGGCUCCCUGGCCGACACUGCUGUCCUCUUUAGGGCCCGGCCUGUUCUCCAUGUCUCCCAUGAGGUCUUCAUUGCUCCUCGCACCAUCGAUCUAGAGCAGCCCAACUGUCCUGGGGGCCACUCAGUCUGCGUGGACCUCCGGGUGUGUUUCAGCUACAUUGCAGCCCCCAGCAGCUACAGCCCUAUCGUGGCUCUGGACUACAUGAUAGAUGGAGACACCGACCGGAGGCUCCGGGGCCAGGUCCCCCGGGUGACCUUCCUGAGUCGGAGUCCAGAUGACCCCAAACACCAGGCCUCCGGCACUGUAUGGCUGAAGCACCAGCAUGAUCGAGUCUGUGGCGACACCAUAUUCCAGCUACAGGAGAACGUCAAAGACAAACUUCGCGCCAUUGUGGUGACCGUGUCCUAUAGCCUCCAACUCCCUCGGCUCCGACGACAGGCUCCUGGCCGAGAGCUGCCUCCUUUGGCCCCCAUCCUCAAUGCCCACCAGCCCAGCAUCCAGCGGGCAGAGAUCCACUUUCUGAAGCAAGGCUGCGGUGAAGACAAGAUCUGCCAGAGCAACCUGCAGCUCGUCCACGCCCACUUCUGUGCCCGGGUCAGCGACACAGAGUUCCAGCCUCUGCCCAUGGAUGCAGAUGGGAAGACAGCCCUGUUUGCGCUGAGUGGGCAGCCAUUCGUCGGCCUGGAGCUGAAAGUCACCAACCUGCCCUCGGACCCAGCCCAGCCCCAGGCUGAUGGGGACGAUGCCCAUGAGGCUCAGCUCCUGGUCACUCUCCCUGCCUCUCUGCACUAUUCAGGAGUCCGGGCCUUGGACCCUGCCGAGAAGCCGCUUUGCCUGUCCAAGGAGAAUGUCUCCCACGUGGAGUGUGAGCUGGGGAACCCCAUGAAGAGAGGCGCCCAGAUCACCUUCUACCUCAUCCUUAGCACCUCAGGGAUCACCAUUGAGACCACAGAGCUGGAAGUGGAGCUGCUGUUGGCCACGAUCAGUGAGCAGGUGCUUCAUCCAGUCUCUGCUUGGGCCCGGGUCUUCAUUGAACUGCCGCUGUCCAUUGCUGGGGAGGCCAUCCCCCAGCAGCUUUUCUUCUCCGGUGUGGUGAGGGGAGAGAGUGCCAUGAGUUCUGAGCGGGAUGUGGGCAGCAAGGUCGAGUAUAAAGUCACGUUCUCCAACCAAGGCCAAUCCCUCAACACCCUGGGGUCUGCCUUCCUCAACAUCAUGUGGCCCCACGAGAUUGCCAACGGAAAGUGGCUGCUGUACCCAAUGCGAGUGGAGCUGGAAGGGCCUGGGCAGAAGGGGCUCUGUUCCCCGAGGCCCAACAUCCUCCACCUGGAUGUGGACAACAGGGACAGGAGGCGGCGGGAGCUGGAGCAGCCAGAGCAGCAGGAGCCGCAGGAACAGCCUGAGCCGAGCACAUCCUGGUGGCCAGUGGCCACUGCUGAGAAGAAGAAGAAUAUCACCCUGGACUGUGCCCGGGGCACGGCUAACUGUGUGCUCUUCAGCUGCCCGCUCUACAGCUUUGACCGCUCAGCCGUACUGCACGUCUGGGGCCGCCUCUGGAACAGCACCUUCCUGGAGGAAUACUCAGCUGUGAAAUCCCUGGAAGUGAUUGUCAGAGCCAACAUCACGGUCAAGUCCUCCAUCAAGAACUUGCUGCUCAGAGACGCGUCCACAGUGAUCCCAGUGAUGGUCUAUUUGGACCCAGUGGCUGUGGUGGCAGAAGGAGUGCCUUGGUGGGUCAUCCUCCUGGCUGUGCUGGCUGGGCUCUUCGUGCUGGCCUUGCUGGUGCUGCUGAUGUGGAAGAUGGGAUUUUUCAAGCGGGCACGGUACCCCGAAGCCACAGUGCCCCAGUACCAUGCCGUGAAGAUCCCACGGGAAGACCGGCAGCAGUUCAAGGAAGAGAAGACAGGCACCAUCCUUAGGAACAACUGGGGCAGCCCUCGGCGGGAGGGUCCCGAUGCACACCCCAUCCUGGCUGCAGAUGGGCACUCUGAGCAGGGCCCUGAUGGGCAUCCUGUGCCAGCUACGGCCUAACUUCCUCUGUCCCAUCCAUCCUGACCCGUGGGUCCCCUCUACCCCUUCCCUAGCGAUGGCUCCUUGGAUGAAGAGGGGAGAGUGGGUUGCUGGUGUCGCAUCAGGAAUUGGCAGGAUCUGCUUCCUCAGGGCUGUGGACCUCUCCCCAUCCCCACUAGGAUUUCCCCCACCCCCACCCCCACCUACCCCUGGAAUGCUAUGCUAUGAGAUGGGGUAAAUCAGGGAGGGGCCAUGGGGGAGAGUGAGAAGGGCAGGUAUGCCCUGAAUCAAAGGUGGGGAGGUGAGACCCUAACUCAUCUCUCUCCCAUUCACCUCGUCUAAUAGAACCCCGCAAGCCUGUUGCCCCCAAAGUGCCUUAGGGCUGGGGAGGAGGAUGUGUCGCUGACUCAGGGGCUCCUCCCAACCUACUUCCCCAUCUCUUUUGACCCGAGUUCGCUGCAUCAGUCCAGUGGGUUUUGCCUAUUUAUUAAAAAACAUUUGAGGACAAAA